AUGAGACUCGCGCCGACCCAGGUCGUCGCUACCGCAUUCAUCUUUUCCCUCGGCACAUUCGUUGCCGGAAACAGGGCGGCUAUGGCAGAAGGCAAGCGGAACAUCACGAGGCCCGAUCCGGCGAUCCCGUUGGCGCCGGUGCCACUUCCGCCGCCUGGCCCCGCGCGUGACGGGGAGGAGAUUGUGAGGCAGCUGAUGGGGCUUACGCGGUCUGGCAUCAGCGGCGGCGGAGGACCGGGGAGCGGGAGUUGGUUGAGGUUUGUCAAGAGGGUUGAGUUGAAGGGGGAUUUGUGGGAGCCCGAGGGGAUUGUGAGGUUGGCGGGGGGGUCGGGCGGUGCGGGCGAUGAGGAGGAGAGGUUCUGGGUGUCGGCGGGGGAGUAUACCGUCCCUACGGAGAAGUUUCCCGGCGGGAAGUGGGUUGACGGGACGGACCGGAGUGCCGGGGCGGGGUUUGCGCAUCUUGUGUACCAUAACGGCGGGCUCGAUUACGAUGGCCGGCACAUCUGGGCCACGCUCUCGCAGUACAGGCCGAACACGACGGGGACGGUGGUCAGGAUCGACCCCGUCGAGCUGACGGUGGAGAAGGUAUUCCGCGUGAGCGACCACCAGGGCGGCAUCGUGCAUGAUGUUGAGACGGGGACGUUGACGACGCUGAAUUGGGGCGGGAGGAUGGCGAGGCGGUGGAUUUUAGGCAAGGGGGCAGGGCCUGAAGUUCGUGCGAGGGGAAACGAGCAGGUUCGACUUGGCGGCGCUACGGAGGGCGGUGAUGCCGGGAGCGAGGCGUUCGAUGCGCCCGAGAAGGAGAUUGUCAACCCGUCCUACUGGAUCGAUUACCAGGACUGCAAGUCGCUAGGCCGCGUCGAUGGGCGGUCGCUGAUGCUGUGUUCCGGGAUCGCGACUUUAGCGGCCGGAGUCGAGGUUGGCGGACUGGCGAUUGUGGAUGCGGAGGGGAUGGUGCCUAUCUGGGAGGUACCGUUUAUGGAGAGAACGGGGGCGAGGAGCGGCGAACGCGGGGAGGGAGGAAGCGGGGUGUUGAUGACGAAGAACCCCAUGGACGUUGCGCUUGUCGGGGGCCGGGUGAGGUUGUACUUUGCGCCGGAGGAGGGGAGGAGCGCGGUCUUUGUCUAUGAGGUUUGUGAGGGGUGA
Molecule: messenger RNA, 1146 nt
Organism: Colletotrichum spaethianum
Lineage: Eukaryota; Fungi; Ascomycota; Sordariomycetes; Glomerellales; Glomerellaceae
Exons: 2
Coding region: 1-1146 (381 amino acids)
Source: RefSeq, a predicted model, not a curated record